Messenger RNA from Musa acuminata AAA Group (dessert banana), 1040 nucleotides. Its product is annotated as pentatricopeptide repeat-containing protein At2g13600-like. Gene Ontology annotation, cellular component: intracellular membrane-bounded organelle. Gene Ontology annotation, biological process: RNA modification. Lineage: Eukaryota; Viridiplantae; Streptophyta; Magnoliopsida; Zingiberales; Musaceae. The record is from RefSeq and is a predicted model, not a curated record. The coding region runs from base 30 to 1040 and encodes 336 amino acids. The transcript has a single exon. Gene Ontology annotation, molecular function: RNA binding; protein binding.
UAGAUGAUGCAGUUCGGAUCUUCCAAGGGAUGCUGAGAUGGGAUUCAGUGCUCUGCGAUUCAAUGUACUCCGGUUAUGUUCGGAGCAGCAUUGGGGAUGAGGCUAUAAAGCUUUUUGUGGUGGCACUGAGGAAGAGCGUGUUGCCUACAGAGUUCACCUUUGCAACCAUUCUCAACUCAAGGAUGUGUUUCUGUUCAACCGAUCUUGGCAUGCAAAUCCAUUGCUGGGUUUGGAAAACAGGCUUUGAGGCAGAUAUGAUUGUUGCUAAUGCGCUGGUUGACAUGUAUGCUAAGUUGGGUUUCGUUGAGAGUGCCAUGAAGAUUUUUUCCAAGAUGGUUGCCAAGGACUUGGUCUCUUGGAAUACCAUGAUCAUGGGUUUAGCAAAAAACGGGCAAGGUGUAGAAGCUCUUAGAAUCUUCAGAGAGUUGCAAGGGAAUGGUGUCAAGCCAGAUAGGAUAACCCUGGUUGGUGUUCUUUUAGCCUGUAGUUAUGGGCAUAUGGUCCAUGAAGGGAAAAGAAUAUUUUCAUUGAUGGAGAAGAAAUAUGGAGUGAUGAGAGAUCUGGAGCAUUAUGCUUGUAUGGUGGACAUGAUGGGGAGAGCAGGAAUGCUGAAAGAAACAUUGAAUAUCAUAGAGACUUCACCUCAUAGUCAUAGCCUAUCAUUGUGGAACUUGCUUCUUAAUGCUUGUAGGAUUCAUGGGGACUUGGUAUUUGCCACAAUAAUUGCAGAGAAGCUGUUGGAUUUGGAGGCUCGCUUCUCUCUCCCUUACUUAGUGUUGGCUCAGAUGUAUGGAGUAAGUGGCAGAUGGGAGAGCAUGGCUGGUGUGCUGAAGGCCAUGGAAGAGAGAGGUGUCAGGAAGGUUAGGGAGUAUAGCUGGAUUUGCGUUAGGAAGCAUAUCUAUGUAUUUAAGACAGACCAAUUAUUCCACUGGGAAGGAAAAGCUGUAUACUCAAUGUUGCAACUCUUGGACUGGGUGAUGAAUGGCGUGGGAUGUGUUCAUGAAGAAUCCACAUUAUAUGGGGAUUGCUGUGGAGAAUGA